UGUGUGUGUGUGCGUGUGUGUGUGUGUGUGUGUGUGUGUGUGUGUGUGUGUGUGUGGUCUGUGUAAAAGGCGGAAUGACUGAAUGUAAAUGGCAGAAUGUGUAAAGGCGGAAUGACUGAAUGUGUAAAUGGCAGAAUGUAUAAAGGCGGAACGGAACAGAACGCCCCUUGUUUACCUUGUUUUUUACCUUUUUUCUACCAAUACCCUUCGGCAGGCUCACGACAGGAUUACAGCGAAUCAAUAGUUUCUUGGAUAUUAUAAUUCACGGAUACUGCUCCACGUGGGCAUCAUUGUCAUCUUGUCAGCUGCCAUUUCCCUGAUUAUCAUUUCAUUUCCUUUAUGGAAGGUGUGUAAAAUGAUUAUUUGUGGUGAUGUAAAGUACUAGGUAGGAUUCUGAUCCUAUGUAACCGCCUCACUUGAGAGCUCUUUGUCUCAAUGUGGAUUUGGGAGGAUUCCCAUUUAUGGUGAUGAACACUGCAUCAUCAAGGCAUUUCUAGAGAGCUAUAAUUAUCAACAAUCCAGUCCUUCAUCAGAUGAUGACUACACAAAGUUGCUAGAGGACAUUUGCAAUGAGAUCACUAUCAAUGAAUCACGUUAUCGGCAAUGGUUAACUGGUUAAUUGUUUUUAACAGAGGUGUGGAGGCGGAGCCCAAACAGAAAAGAAUUGAGGAUGCGGGAAUAAAUUUUAUGUACUGUAGUCAACACGAACUUUCGUUUCAGCACAUGUACCGGUUUAUGUUGUUGGAAUGUCACUGCAACGAUCAACACCACAAUAACAGAGGAUUUACACCGUUGUCUUUAGCUGCUUACUUGGGAAAAAGUGACAUGUUUCAUUUCAUACUAAAGCUGAAAUGCAUUCCAUUAUGGAGCUAUGGAAAAACUUGCUGUGCUCUCUAUCCUCUUCAGGAGAUAGACACGGUGUCUUGUAGGAAAGAAGAGAAACAGAUGUCUGUUAUUAGUCAUGUUGUCACUCGGAAUACAGUUAUUCACUCUGAGAUGAUUGAUGGUCUCAUUUAUGCAAUACUCCAAGCGAAAUGGAAACUAUAUGCAAAGUGGAGGUUUUUUCGGCAGUUAGCUGUAUUUACUGUUUACAUUGUUCUCCUCACAGCAUCACUUUAUCUUCGUCCAUCAAAGGACUCUAAUCAACUCAUGGUCAACAAAACCAUCGUAGGUGCAUGCACAGGCAUUGCAAGCAAUAUCAGCAGAAAUUGUAGUAGCUUGGUGAUGAAUCAGAUUGGUGAUCCAUGCUAUCUACGAGACUGCUGGGAUGAUGCUAAUUGCAUAUGGCGAUAUUGCUCUGAGAUUGGAGCUUUGAUAGUAGCCUUAAUCUUUCUCGGAGUUUUUGGGUAUCACAUGAAGACUCAAGGAUGGAAAAAGGUGUUCUCUACUCUGCUGCAAUCUCCAACUGAAAUGUUGGUUUUGCUUUCAUGUUUUCUGAUCAUUCUUGCCAUUCCUGGGCGGGCUGCAUGCCACUCUGAUUAUGAAGACAUUCUCCUUACUUUAGCAGUAGUCCUUGCUUGGCCAUACUACAUGUUCUUCCACAGAGGUUUCAAACUAGUUGGACCAUUUGUUGUAAUGAUAUUUAAAAUGUGCAAAGCAGACCUUGUUCGUUUUAUCCUUAUUUAUGCCAUUUUUAUGAUGGGAUUCUCACAAGCAUUGUAUGUGCUGUUUGUUGGAACAUCAACUGAGCUAUUUAAUCAUCCUGCUGGAGCAAUGCUUGGCCUUUUUCACAUGACGUUGGGUGAAUUUCAGGAUCACUAUGAUGAAAUGUCACAAUCUUCAUAUCAGUUUCUUGCUAAGGCACUAUUUGUUGUCAUGAUGGUUUUAAUGUUUACAUUGCUUGUUAAUAUGCUGAUUGCUAUGAUGGGUAAUACAUAUCAAACUGUUGCCGAUACAAGAAAGGAAUGGACUCGACAGUGGGCACAAAUUGUUUUGAUAAUGGAGAAGACUGUAGGAUGGAGAGAUCUGUGUAAAUAUCAGAAACAGUAUAUGUACGAAGGUGGUAGUGGUGGAUGGACAGGCUACUUUGCUUACACAUCAUAUGACAAUAAUGUUGAAGAUGACCAGCAAGUAGUAAAGCCAUCUUCGAUAGAUUUGUAUGAAGCACUCAAUAUUCCAAGUAAAAAUGUCUUCUCUGCUUAGUGAAGAGACACUCACACUUGCAAUGAUAUUUAGUAAGGUGAUAAUAAUGUAAUGUAGUAUAGUAGUCAUAAUUACUUAGCGCACGUUAGCAUACCACUUACUAUAUACACACUUCUUCGUUACAGUACAUCAGUCUUUUUACCUGCAAUCACCGUGUACACUACAUUGGUGACGAGAGCGGGAUUUUAUAAUGCAGCGUGACGAACCGAAAAUUUACCUUCCUUUUG
Messenger RNA from Corticium candelabrum, 2369 nucleotides. Its product is annotated as transient receptor potential cation channel subfamily V member 6-like. The record is from RefSeq and is a predicted model, not a curated record. The transcript has 15 exons. Lineage: Eukaryota; Metazoa; Porifera; Homoscleromorpha; Homosclerophorida; Plakinidae. Gene Ontology annotation, cellular component: plasma membrane. Gene Ontology annotation, molecular function: calcium channel activity; protein binding. The coding region runs from base 604 to 2142 and encodes 512 amino acids. Gene Ontology annotation, biological process: calcium ion import across plasma membrane.